Messenger RNA from Nothobranchius furzeri (turquoise killifish), 8524 nucleotides. NCBI's taxonomy places the organism in Eukaryota, Metazoa, Chordata, Actinopteri, Cyprinodontiformes, Nothobranchiidae. The record is from RefSeq and is a predicted model, not a curated record.
GGUUUUAGAUUGUAAUUUGUGUUGCUGUUUAAUUAGUAAAACUUACAAACGCGUUCCUAUCUAUAACUGAAGUAUUCAAAAGCAUUGGGGUCAAACUUGAUGCUUCAUUGGAAUUCCAUUGUUUGAAUUUCUACGGUGAUGUUCCAGUGCCAGCAGAAAGUUGGGUACAAGUGAUUAACUUUAAAAGAAGGCAGGGCUGCACAAUAUAUCUCAAAUAUGUCGAUAUCACUAGAUCAGCAUACGUUUAAUAUGCAUAUCGCAAAGAACAUAUAAAUAUCGCACUGAAUGGUCAGCUUAAAUGUUUGUUACACAUGAUGCAUUCUGUCAAUCAAACGGAAGCAUGAGGUUUUGUUUUUAACAAAUCAAACAGAGCACUUCACCCAUUUAGCCAAUUGGGUGGGUUCUCAUAGGUCAGAUACCCGCCUCCGAGGCGGAUGGCACUUAAUUUAAUGGUUAGCAAACACCUGAGUUAGCUUUGUUCUGCUCUUUCUUCUGAUUCUGCUUUUCCCGGGAUCCACUGAUUGCCUUUUCUGGUUCAUUUUCUUUUCCCCUUUCCGCACAUCUUUUGCUUUUGUCAUUUUAAAGAUUUCUUUUAGUCUUUUUUUUAAUUACUUUGUUUUUGAUUAUUUUUGUUCCUGAGUUGAGUUUUUAUUUAUCGCAAGUACUGUUGUCAUCGCAAUAUUAAUCACUGUUCUCGCAAAUCACAGGUUUGCUCUAAGGUUUAUACACAGCUUUAAGUGGCAGUUUCUUUUAUUCGUUCGAAAUUAUCAUGUCCAUGGUAAGAUCCUUUGAGUUUUGUGUACAAUCUUGGAAGAAAAGGAAUUAUAACGAGACAUCUUUAGUCAUAUCUGCCAAGUUGUCUUCAUGCAAAAUGGAAAUGGUGUGGCUGUUUGCUUGUGUGAUCCCACUGAAUUUUGAGUCCCAUUGGAUUCACAGGCAACCAAACAAUCUGGGGCAAUCAGUCAAUGAGGCAGUCCGCCAUACACUCUUAAAGAAAAAACAUCAAUUUUCAAAAUAAAGGACUUACGUGUGUUAUGUGUCUGCUCAUGUCUCAAAAAAAAAGCUCAAGUCUAAAUCAUCCAAAGUUAACGCAGCAGUCGUUUCUGAGCUGAAACCAUCUUCGUAGCUUUUUUCCAUCCCAGCUGGGGUGCCAAGCCAAAGCAUAGAGAGCUGGGAUUGGCAAGACACAAAACUUCUUUGGCCAAUGGUAGACCCGCUAGAGUGGCUAGACCGACCUGCAGAGCAAAGUCUUUUGCUACUGCUCUGUUUGGUCUAGAUUUCUAGGCUACUGAUUUGAUGCAAUGGCAGACAUUAAGUGACACAUUUAUUGAUCUUAGGUGCUGUGUGAAUUGGGAAUUCUUCCUGUCUAACUCAUUUUAGAUGCUUUUGAAUUAAGACCUUGUUUAUCCAGAUAUUUAUUUCCAGCUUGUGCACACUUUUGAUUUGUCCUGCACUGUUUGCUCAUUGACUGAAAGAAGAAUGAAGACGCCCCUUGUCCACAGCCAAGGAACAGCGUGAUCAUGUGAACCACAUCUGCUUCACCAAAAGAAUGUGUUGAAUUUUAAGGAUGCAGCUUUGACAAGAGCAUGUGACAAAAGAAAGUAGAUUGUGUGUUUAACUGGUGAGGUUGUGAGGGAGUGAGGCAUGCAUCAUCAAGGUCUUCUCCAAAUCUAGGCAUGGAAAAAUCAACAAGGAGAUAUUGCGGGAAUGUGAUAAACUUGUGUUUUCAGGCAGUUGCAUAUACUGAACUCAGAUGAGCUAAAUUGUUCUUUCUGGUGCAGCUUUAGUUCACAUGGCUGCGAGCAGGCUGCCAUCUGUACUUACAAACUGUCUUCAGAGGAUGCAGACUGAAUAGAGAGUGCUGUAUGAAAAGAGCAUUUACAGACUCUAGGAAUCAUUCCCAGCACCAGAUCUCAUUGGUUAUAGAGGGGAAAUUGUCACUUUAUUCUAACAACGGUCAAGGAUUGAUGUGGUUUGUUAAAUCAAACUAUUAACAGAAAGUUAAUGUAGACUAGACGAGAUAGGUUCUCUGUGAUUCUAAUACUGGGUAUCUCGCUCAAAGCAAACAGUCCACAUAAUGGAUGUUCAACCUCAGGUUCUCCAUGUCCCAAGUUUUAUUUUAUUUUCACCACUGCCUAAGUAAUGGGUAUUGAUUGGUGACCCAGAUUUUGGGGCAUUGUGGUGGUGUCUUUUACUCUGCUGAUGGAGCAAGACAGAAUUACAAGAAGAUGGGUUUAGUAGCAAGGUAAUUCUGGCAGGCAUUUGCAAGACACUUGACUCCUAUUGCCUGCUGGUGGUGGUCGGAGGCGCCGGUGCUCUGCAACCUCGCCUCUGUCAGUGUGCCCCAGGGCAGCUGUGGCUACAAAGUAGCUCAUUACCACCAGGAUGUGAAUGUGUGUGAAUGGGUGAAUGAUUAUGUUGUAAAGCGCUUGGGGGUUCUAGGACUCUAGAAACCUCUAUAUCAAAUACAGGCCAUUUACCAUUCAAAGUCCAAAAAUGUGGUAAUUUGGUUGAUUUUCUUUGUUCUAACAAUGCUUGUUGGCAACUAAAUUGUAACUUAUGCUUCAUGAAAGUGCCAACACCACUCAAUGUGUAGAACCCAAAAUGUGCCAUGGUCCCUGCCAGUAUGUUGUUCGUGUUGACUCUUGUUUGGACCUUCAGGUGUUGAUAGAUAUGGGAUUAUGCAGAGCUUGGUGACUUGCUGAACAGGUAAUCCAACCAUUGAAUCAAGUCUGUUAGAGCAGGGAAACUGCUAAAAUAUGCUAAAUAAGGGGUUUUAGACUCAUUCUUUGAGUGCUACCUUCACACUUGUGUUGCUCAUUUCACAAAAGCAUGAUGUUGACUGCUUACACCUUGUAGUUAUUUUUUGCUGUGUGGCUUGGUACCACAUUACUACUGGACCAGUACAGGUUAUCGGCCUGGUUUUUUGAGAGGCCCCUUGUUAAUUAGUUUGCAUGCAGUAGAGAAUGUUUCUAGUUCUUCACGCCGUUUGUUGUUAAUAAAUGUACAAUCUGUGUUUUAUGGAAAGUUUUUAGCUUUUUCUGCCUUUUCCUAGACUCCUAACUUGAGUAAAUCAUGAUAUAUUUAUUAGUCCAAGUGAUUUAUGUGUUUGUGCCUUUUAGAAAAAAAAAAUUUCAUCUCAUUUAAUUUGCCUAUUACGUUACUGUGUUGAUAAACGCAGUGUACAAGUCAGUGCAGUUUACUUUAAAUAAAUUUCUUUUAGCAUUCAGAAUGAAUUCAGUCAUUUUACACUGUUAUGGGACAGAAAUGCUAGCAUCGUUGUGAGGUGGUCUAGGAAUGGGUUUAGUCUGAAAAUUACAUGUGUUUCCUGCGCCAGUAGUAACGGGUGUGAGAAAUUCCACCAGUUCCUUACUGAUUGGUGUAUGGGACACAAGAGCAUACAUGCUGUGCAUAACCUGUCAGGUAUGUGUUCAUGCACACUCGCUUUCAUCAGAAAGUGAAAUGGUAUCAUCUGAAUGUGACAUCACUGUGUGGAGGUGUGCACCAGUUUCAGGGGACUGGUUGAAAAAGGAGGUGUGUCUUUAAUUUGGCAGAGAAACAAGCCCAGGCAUGCCAACCAACUUGGCUUCCAUGACAACACCAACCAUGGGUAUUGCAAGGACUAAAAAUCUACAUGCUGCAGAUUGAAUGAAUGAAAGGCUGUUUUUGUUGAAGUAUUUUUGCUAAUUGUCAGUUUAAAUAGCGAUUCUUUCUUCAGAUAAUUGCUAAGAACCUGAGAUACACUCAAGCCUGUUUUAUGUCCUCGUUUACUGAGCAGCCAGGCACCACAUUUCUUUUUUUCCUUGCAACAUCACUAGAUGCACAGAAGUACUAUCAGAGUCCAUUUCCUAAUUACAUGUUUAGUAUCUCCAGCCAUUUCCUCAUGGACAGACUCUUCCAGAGAGCUGCUAAUCAGAUCCCGUCUGGGGCAACCUCUCACUGGUUGCUUAAUGUGAUUUAGAAUCAUUUUCAUUGGCGUGAUUGGAUUAAACUGCUGCUGCUCACUUCAUGGAUCAGGACACACACACACAGACACACACAGACACACACACACACACACACACACACACUCACACACACACACACACACACACACACACACACACACACACACACACACACACACACACACACACACACACACUGGAUUUACAAUGAAUUAAUGCAACACCUGUUAUCCGUCUUUUUUCUUCUAUAUUCAGUUGUAAUCGAACAAAAGGAGAAGAAACAAGUCUGUACGUGGCUUUUUUCUGUGUGUAGCGUUGGAGAGAAAGCAGUUUUACCAUACUGUAUAACAACACUCACACAUUAGCACGCAUGCACCCACACUCACCCACAGAUGGUUUUAUGUCUGCUAUUGAAAAGACACUCAUCUCACUAUGCACUGAUCCACUUUGUGUCUGCAGCUCAGCCCACUACUUGUUGUAGACUGAAACUCCCGUUGUAUCGAGGCUUUUCAAACAAAUACAAAUCCAGUUCUUCUAGAAGGGACACUUCAUACCACACUGAGCAUGUGCAGUAGUAAAUAAGAAACCUAACUGGGAAUUCAGAUGCUUCUUGGCAUGUAGGCAGAUACUUUUGAAUCUGACCAAUCUUAAGCCAACGUGUUGUGGGUGUUUGGUUUAGUGGAGGCCGUGUGCAUGAAGGAGGUCGUGGUGGGCAUUUGUUGCCAGGGGAGGUGAUGUGUUAUUUUCAGUCCAUUGUGUCUGCUUCCUGUGGGUCAUGGGUUAUUGGAGCUGGGUGUUGCAGACUUUAGAGUGAGGGGAGUGAAGGGAAGUCAGCCGAGUAGGUUGGAAAAUAGUCCAAGUUCACAGCAACGACUGGUCAUCAGCUCACUUACCUUGCUCGCUAGCUUCGCUUCGCCGCUACCCGAGCUAAGCUUGGACUCUUCAAAAUCAGGCAUGGAAGAAGAGGUGGUUUGUUCUUCGCAGUGGCCGUCUUACAGGCGACCCAGAUGUGCUGGAGUACUACAAGAAUGACCAUGCUAAGAAACCCAUUCGUGUGAUUGAUCUCAACUUGUGUGAUCAGGUGGAUGCCGGGUUGACGUUCAAAAGGAAAGAAUUUGGGCACAGCUUCAUAUUUGACAUCAAGACCUUUGACCGCAUCUUCUACCUGGUGGCUGACACCGAAGACGAGAUGAACAAGUGGGUUCGCCACAUCUGUGACAUCUGUGGCUUUAACCCGACCGAUGAAGAUGCUGCAAAAGCUGGCCCCCAAUCUGUGGUGGACAUCCCCCCACACCCCAUUCUGGGUAACGUCGCUGGUCAAACGGCAUUGGUGCUGCCUAACGUGCCGCCUCCUUACCAACCCGUCAGCGUGAGACAAUUGGAGCCUCAGUCCAGUUCAGAGGUUCAGGAUUACCUGUGGCUUGCAAACUGUGAAAGCAAAAAGCCUGAACCCAACAGAGCUCCUGCUGAGUGCUCCAAGUCUACCUCUUCCGAGACUGACCUGAAUGACAACCUUCCAUCUCAUCGCACGCCUACGUUCUCCUCUUCCUCAACUAAGCAAAUUUCCCACAAUGGCUUCUUCCCACAGCAUCAACCUCCAACCUCUGCUCCUUCCUUUUACGACUCUCCGCCCUCACGCGGUGCCUCGCUAUCGAGCGACAGCGGCAUCUAUCACCUCCCUCGCAGCUACUCGCAGGACACUGUGCUGCUCCCCAAGUCGGCCUCUUCGCCAACGGCCCACCCGGACGGCGGGGACGCCUCUGAGCUUUACGUCUUUAACACGCCAAUCAGAAAGGCCUCAGUGGAGACACAGAUACGCAAUCUUUCUGUUAGUUACGACAUCCCACCGACACCUGGCUCAAACUCUACAUACCAGGUUCCACGUACACUGUCCACAUCCACAACGUUGGGAAGCUACGAGAGCGAUGUAGUACCUCCUCCUAGGCCGCCCAAGCCUUCUCUCAGUUCCUCCUCAGGACUCCCGCCACCUCCUGCUGAGCGCUCACCCACGGACACCUAUUGUGUGCCUCGCUCAGCUGCAGAGAUAGAUGGAAAUUACUGUGUGCCAACGAGUGCCGGAAAUAAGAAUUCACGCAGCAACACUAUGGAGUCUUUACGUCGACACAAAGAUUUUGGAUCCCAGGACUGCUACGACAUUCCCAGAUCAUACUCAUCAGAAACGAGUGUCUCAGACUUAAAUGAAAGCUUCAACAGCUAUUUUAAAAAGAAAGGAUUUAUGCCGCUUGAAAGCCAUUCUAUGGAGGAGGGUGAGCAGAACUAUGUCCCGAUGAGCGUUAACUCCCCGUCACAUCAGCACUCCACCAGUUUGCCGGAGUCGAUGCAUGAUACAAACUAUGUGCCUAUGACCCCAAACACUAUGGAGUUCUCCUCCCUGGGGAAGCAGGUUCCCCCACCUGCCCAUAUGGGAUUCCGCUCAAGUCCAAAGACCCCUCCACGGAGGCCUGCCCUCGGCGAGUGCCAGCAGCCGCCACCUGUGGAUCGCAAUCUGAAACCUGAUCGUAAAGGUCAAAGCCCUAAAAUAAUAAGAGCACCAGGUGUGGUUUUAGAGCGAACCGACUCUCAAACCAUAGGUGAUUUCCAGAGACGACGCAAGGUAAAGCCUGCUCCCCUGGAGAUCAAACCACUUCCUGAGUGGGAGGAGACAUGCACACCUGUCCGCUCGCCUGUCACACGCUCAUUUGCUCGAGAUUUCUCUAGGUUUCCAAUACCAAUACCAGCGAGACCCCCGUCAGUGCAUAGCACGGCAUCCAGCACUGACUCCGAAGAUUUCGGAGAGCCUUAUGUAGACAUGGACCCUAAUAUGCACCCAGAUGACCCAAUGAAAAUGACUGCACCGUUGACGGCGCCGAUGCCUGCAGAUGGCGGGAGCAGCCCUAUGAUGAAACCCAAGGGAGAUAAACUGGUGGAGUACUUGGAUUUGGAUCUAGAGGCUGGCAAGUCAACCCCACCUAGGAAGAAAAAAAGCAACGGAUUUGGCUCGACAGCGUCGGAUGAGCGUGUUGACUACGUGACUGUGGACCAGCAACGAACACAGGCUCUCAAGAGCACCAGGGAGGCGUGGAGCGAAGAUCGCCAGUUAACAGAGACCGACACAUCCUCAAAAGUACUCAAAUGAACUUGACCACCUACUCACCCUCCAAACCUCCAAAACCACCAGGCCUUUGAUUGUGGGUCUGACCCGUUGCACCUCAACAGCAGUGGAUGAUGGCAACCACCUACCUGACUUUAGAUUCCACUGCUGCCUGGUCUAUGACAGCACCGUGUGGGGUGGCCCAGGAAUAUGCUUUGAGGUUUGAAAGAAGUCUGGAUUAACCGGACUUUUCUGAGCGGGGGUGACAUAAACUUUGAACUUUCACUGCCUUUGAUAAAAAUUAAGGGCUUUUUUCCCCUCCCCUUCAUUUCUUCCAUCAUCUACAGGCUAAUAUUCAAAGUAACAUUUACUUAAAUUGUACUGCAGUCUGGUGGUGUUUUCAAGCGUAAAUGAACAUGCUUGAUAACGUAAUCACUGAUCUGUCGAUGCAGAAUUACCACGUGGCAUCACAGAUUAACGGUGUUGAUUUUUUUAGUUUCUGCUGUUUGUCUAAAUUUGACUUUCCUUUUUUUCUUAAGUCAUGAGGAAAGCUCAAACGGGCCGUAGUUUGGCUCGAGGCAGCGCUUUAAACUCAGCACAACAGAAUUUCACAGAUGCCUCUUCAAUCCAAAGGCAGUUAGACUUGUUUUGUAAGCUUACCAAGUGCUAGUUUACCUUUAGGGUUCACCUUAAGUUUUAUCCACUGAAUACGAUCAAACUUCCAUUUGAUUUUGUGAGUGGAACAUUUUCACUCUGCUAGUCUAGAUGUGCAAAAACUGUAAAAAAGAGUUGUGUAUAUAAUAGGGGGGGGGGGUCCUUUAUUUGUAUGAACUUCUCACCAUGCUUGACUCAAAGGUAUCGGAAUUCUGCAGGGUAGAAUUCUUUACCCGUCUGAUGGUUUCAGGACUUGUGAUUAUUGAAAUGAUUACUGUGAGUUUUAAGAGUGAGACAGAUUGUUUUUGGGUUACAGAGAGAAAAUCAGGUACUUUCUUUCUUUUUUUAAAUCCAUACUAACACAACUUUUCAUCUUUAAUUUAUUUCUUUCAUCAGGCCAGUGUCAUGACUGGUUAUAGAUAAUUCUGCAGUUUUUUUGACAUGCAAAUAAAUGAGUUUCAGAAACACUUAAUUUUAUUUUUUUUUUGCUUCUCUCCACAUUUAAUUUAUUUUAAACUGAACUGGCUGAGUGACCCACUCCCUCAUGUUGUCUCAGAUAAAAGGUCCGUCUUUACUCGCCUGUCAUCUCUUCAGAAAUCCCGAGCAUGUGCUACUACAGGUUAAAAUCGGCGCUGUACAUAGUUUUGCUAUUGAGCGUAAUAACAUAUUUUUAAAUCUGCCUCUUGUUCUUUUUUUUUUUUUACUUCAGUCUUUCCCUGUUGCAGUUUCUUUGUGACACAAACUGCAGAGCUGAUGAUGCUUUAUCUUUUGUAACAAAUCUCAACUGACAAAAAUGAAAUUUGAAAAGUGGACUAAUAAAACACGAACUACA